Danaus chrysippus (African queen) is the source of this 1974-nucleotide messenger RNA. NCBI's taxonomy places the organism in Eukaryota, Metazoa, Arthropoda, Insecta, Lepidoptera, Nymphalidae. The record is from the annotation of a GenBank genome assembly.
AUGUGCGUACUAUUGUUGAGUGGUAUACAAAAGGAGGAAUUGGAUGUGAGCGUGUUGAACAAACUGCAGCGACACAAUGUAAACAUUCACGAUACAAACAAUGGUCAAUUACUACAGGAGUGUAUUACGUUACGUAAUAUGACUGACGAUGACACUAUCAGUACGACGGUGACGUAUAAUACGACUAAUGGAAUCACUGAAAACAUACAAGCAAAUAAUUCUAGUUCUGCAAAUAUGCAAAAAAAUACAAUCGAGUCUAAUAACAGUGACUCAUUAGCAACGUACGAUUCAAAUAUUAAGACUAAUAAUAACGCUAUACAAUAUUAUGAUGGGAAACCAAAAUUGGACAGUGUGUUGAAGUUCUGGAACGAUAUGAAAUUCGAUCAAAAGAUUACAACCGAAACUAUACGUGCAAAGAACGAUCCAGAAAGAUCUUACGUUCCAGAGACGAAAAACAAACGCGACGCUGACGAACACGACGAAGAGGAUGAUAUAAAGACCUUACUUGAAAACUACUUUAAAAACAAAAAGAUUAAAAACGGAAAACACAUCACAGAGGCCGCGACGAAAAGAGGUUUUAUUGACAACUAUAAAGACUAUGUAAAGUCGAGACGUAGUAACAAGAGAGAUGACGAAUUUAGUUCAGACCAUAAUCUGCCAUACUUGCUACCUUUUGACGGUCAAAAACAUUCUAGAAGUCCACUUAGAAUUAUCUCGGAUAAAGAUGAAGGUGGAUUCAAUCAUGAAUAUGAGGACAAUAGUAAAUAUUCUGAUGAUAAAAGAAUAUAUCAGAAUUCGUACCAGAGGAGACUUAUAGAUAAGGAGAGUUUGGUCGUCACUACGGAGAGACAGAGAGAAAAGAAUUUCUCACAGGACAUGAUAAAAGAAAUAGCGGACAGUGUUAAGGAACUUGUGCUUAGAGAUCUGAAACUAAAACUACAAGAGACUACAGCGAAGACUACGACUACGACUCAAACGACACAAGUUACAACGUCUUCAGAACCAACCAUGGAUAAUAAUAUAAAAAUUCAAGAAUCAGUACUAAAGAAAUUCCUCGAAAUGUUUGAAGAGUUUAAAUCUCUGAAGACUAACAGUGUAGUGAUAUCUAGUCCGCACAAUAAACAAAAUGUUCAACAGUUACUACCGCCCGCUAUACCUUAUGGAGCUAUACAAAAAGGAGCACAGAUGCCAAAUAACAAUCCGUACGGAUAUCCGAAGAGCGAUCCAAAAAUAAACUUCAAUUAUGAACCACAGGAGCAUAAAUUUAGAAUAAACGAAGGCACAGUCACAGUCAGAGCGCCCAGAAAACGAUUAAUACCCAUCACGUUUCAGACAAACAAUCUAGAAAUACCACCGUUAGGUAUACCCAUAGAAAAACCAAUGAAUCCUAUAAACCAGAACAUUGUAGUCACCACUGAAAUUCCCUACAGGAUAGGGGUCAUAAGUAACGCGUUGAAACCUAGGAACAAUCCCUUUGAGGAAACUAAAAAUAUUGAACAGUAUUUGUCAAAACCAAUCCACAUUCCUAAAUCUCGCGACAGUUAUAAAGUACCAAUAAACGCCGACGAAGUACGAUUCAUGUUGAACGACGGACCCAAACAUCAUAGCAAUUAUUACGAAAAGAGGAAUCCCAAAUACCAUCCGCGCUCAGACAACACCUAUAUAAAAACACAAGAAAUUCCACGCUUCCACGAACGACUGGAAAACGCUGAUAUUCUAGAUGUACCAGCCAAAAAAAGAUACACCGAUAGGGUCGACUGUUGUAACGAGAAAUACUCGUACUCAAAACAAAUGGUGGAGUGUUGCAACAGGAAAAUAGCAUCGAGACAACAGUUGUCCUUGAACAGUAUGAAGAAGGGCAGAUAUGACGACACACACUUUAAGAACUUCCUCAAAACACAACAGAAGGUCACUGACAUGCUGGAGAGGAUCCUCACCACCAGAGAUAAAGUACGAAGUGUUGAAACGUCUUAA